AUUCUAUUCAUUAUCAAAAAUGGAAGAAACUAAGAAAUCAUCAACAAAGACGUCUUCUCCCAGGGACAAAACUCCCACGAAAGAAAAAUCUCAUACAAAGUCAAGAUCUUCAACUAAAGAAAAAUCACCUAUUAAAGAAAAGUCAAGUACGAGAGAAAAAUCACCUACGAGAGAAAAAUCACCAGCGAGAGAAAAAUCACCCAUCAAAGAAAAAUCGACAUCAUCAACCAAGUCAAAGGCACCAAAAGAAAAGUCUAAAUCAAAGCGUGAGUCGAUAAGCCCGAAGAAAGACAAAUCUUCAAGCAAGGAAAAAUCCCCAACAAAAGAAAAGACAUCAACCAAAACAACUAUUGAGAAAACAAAGAAGAAAUCCUCCAAAAUCAAAAGCGAUUCCGAGACAGAGGUUAAAAAGAAGAAGAAGAAGAGAGUCGAGACACCUAUAGAUGCGCAACAAAGAAUGGCAAAGGAACAAGCAGAAACAUUAAAAAACUACACCCAAAAUUUUGAAAAGCCAGAAUUAGCAAAGGAUCCAAAUGCUGGUGGCAACAAAGCUCUCAGACUUCGACUUGACCUAAAUUUGGAUGCUGAAAUUACAAUCAAGGCUAAAAUCAAGGGUUCCAUCAUUUUGACUUUACAGUAAUUUCUUUCCAGCCACACGACAAAAAAAGUAUUUCCUAUUUAAGGAAUAUUGUAAAUACGACUAUACAUAAAUAUCCCCCCAUAUCUUAAUUGUAAUAUUACUUAGCAUUGAAUAAAAUCAC
Molecule: messenger RNA, 761 nt
Organism: Mucor mucedo
Lineage: Eukaryota; Fungi; Mucoromycota; Mucoromycetes; Mucorales; Mucoraceae
Exons: 1
Coding region: 20-640 (206 amino acids)
Source: RefSeq, a predicted model, not a curated record